UGACUGCCUCGCUGUGGACAGAACGAAAGACAGGCGGCAACUAACAGCGGCGGUCGCAAGCGAAAUUGUUUUUAAUAUUAAAUUCAAAUCCGAAACUAGAGAACAAACUCUCGAGUACAUCCCACAUAUAUAUACAUAUAUAUAUCAAUAAUAAUAAUAAUCAUAAGAGGAAUAUAACCAUACAUAAUCAAAGAAAACAGCGCAACGCAACGCAACGAAGCACCAACAACAACAACAAAUAUACAGCGAAACAAACGGAUAACGAAGAGCGGCGGCUAAAAAAGCAACGAACGUUGCUUUUCUUCUUAUUUUUUGUUGAUUUGUUUCUGUUUUAUUUAUUUUUUUUUUUUUUGAUGAUACAAAGAGAGAUACACGCAAGGAGCGAUAACUGGUAAAGUGAUAAACACAGAGACAGAGAUCGAUAUACAUACACAAACACACACACACAGACAGACAAACAGACGACUAAGAAAGAUGGCAAACGGCAAAGCGACAGCGUCGUUCUUCGAGAAUGGCAGCACCACACAAUUCGAAUACUGCUACAAACUGUAUCCAGAGGUGCUCAAAAUGAAGGCUGAGAAGCGCAGCAAGAAGCCCCAGGAGCUGAUACGACUCGAUCAAUGGUUUCAAAACGAGCUGCCCACGCUGAUCAAGGCACGAGGGAAGGACGCCCAUUUGGUGUACGAUGAGCUCGUUCAGGCGAUGAAAUGGAAACAGUCGCGUGGCAAAUUCUAUCCACAGCUAUCGUAUCUGGUCAAGGUGAAUACACCACGUGCCGUCAUUCAGGAGACAAAAAAAGCGUUCCGCAAGCUGCCCAAUCUGGAGCAGGCGAUCACAGCGUUGUCCAAUCUAAAGGGUGUGGGCACAACAAUGGCAUCGGCUCUGUUGACCGCCGCCGCACCGGAUUCGGCACCGUUUAUGGCCGACGAGUGCCUGAUGGCCAUACCAGAGAUCGAGGGCAUUGAUUAUACGACCAAGGAGUACCUCAAUUUUGUGCAACACAUACAGUCCACAGUGGAGCGUCUAAAUGCGGAGGUCGGCGGCGAGACGCCGCAUUGGUCGCCGCAUCGUGUCGAGCUCGCACUGUGGGCGCACUAUGUGGCCAACGACCUCAGUCCCGAGCUGCUCGACGAGAUGCCACCGCCGGGUGUGGCGGCCACAGCGGCCACAAAUGGCAAGACGACGAGCAGCAAAGUGCUCGAUGGCGAUGAUACCAACGAUGGCGUUGGAGUUGUCGAUGACGAAAGUCUUGGUGCAGCUGCUGAUGACAACAUCAAUCCGCCGUUGGCAACGAGCGCCGUCGUUGUCGGAGCUAAGAACAACAGCAACAACAACGCUUUGCAGGACGGCGACUCGAAUUUCGUGUCGAAUGAUUCCACUUCGCAGGAGCCCAUCAUUGAUGAUAAUACCACACAGACCACGGCCACCACCACGUCCACAGAGGAUGGCGAGGACAGAGGACCUUUGGCCUCUGACGAUUCCGAAAGCAAUCUUGAGGCCCCACCACAACAACACAAGAAUCAUCCCCAGCCUGCGGCAGCUGGAGUCGCUGCUGAAGUGGCUCCACAACAACAACAACAACUCAACAACAACAAGCAGCUCAACAACAAUGGCGAAACAGUUGCAACCACCACAACAACAACAACAGCUGCUCCGGCUUCAGUUGAUGGAGCUGCUGCUGCUGCUGGAGUUGAAGUUGGAGCUGCUCCUCCGCCGGCCAAUGGAAAUGGAAAAGCUGCUGCGGCGUCGGCGACAACGGCGCAGGAUGAAGACGAGUUGGAUGACGACGAUGUCGAUGAUGAGGACGAAGAAGACGAUGAGGAGGAGGAUGACGAAGACGAUGAGGAUGAGGAGCUAGAGGCUGAUGAGAGCAACAGCAGCAGCAACAAUUUGCGUGCCAGCAGGAAACAACUGCAACAGCAUUUGACAACAACAGCGACAACAGCAGCAGAUAGUGCAACGCUAACGGCGCCAUCUAUUGGCCAAAAGCGUACGGCACUGCACUGCGAGUUGGAUGCCAGCUCGCCAGAUGGCGCCACUGCUGCAGCCGCCACAGGCGCCGAUAAAUCACCAGAGCUAAAGAAACUGCGCAGCGACUGAGCUGCUCACCGAACGCCCAACCGCCCACACAACACAAUACAACACAGACAAAUACACAUACACCCAGAUCUGUUGGUUGGGUAAGGGUAACAACAACAAAAAAAACAACAACAACAACAUAUAAACGUAAGAAGAAAAAAAAAAGAAAAGCGAAAAGGAUAACACGUAUCUGCGUAACUGGUGGAAAGACACAUUGUAUGUAUGUAGUGCAGUUGAGUCGACAUUGAUUGAGAGCAAAACAUUACCUACACUUUGCCACAACAACAACAACAUUCAAGAAAUUUUACUAUUAAGCAAAAAAAAAACAACUAAUUAUACACAUAUAAUAUAUAUAUAUAUAUACAACUCACACACACACAUAUAACGAGAUCCCCACACACACAUACACAACAUACGAAACUUAACAUAGCAAGGAGCACACAGCACACCAACACACACACACACACACAUACUAGAGCAUAACGUAACAUAACGUAAGCAUAACGGAUGAGAAGAGACGUAAGAAAAGUCCCCAUAACAGAGAACCACAAAUACACAAACGCAGCAGAACCAUUUCACGUACACACACACACACACACACUGACAUAGAACGUAAUGCUAGGAGCAAGCGAGAAUCAACAAAACAAAAAAUAUUUAGUGCGAGCGAGAGGAGGCAAACAUAAGAAAAAACCAAGUAAAUGAAGUUGGAAACGAAUUGAAUGUUGAAAAAAGCAAAAUACACAAACAAAAUAGCAAAUAGCCAUACACAAAACAACAACAACAAAAAGUCCCCAAUUUGCCGCAGCGAUAACGUAACGUCAACGUAACGUCAAAACACGUGAAGAAUUAUGUAGAUGAUGAGAAAACGAAAACGGAAAGCAAAAUACCAUAAUUACCAUAAAAAUACAACAUAGUAACUAUUAAAAUCAGAAACAAAUUGAUAUUUUUACACAGUCAAAUGAGAAACGAAACGUAAAACAAAAACAAAUAUGAGAAAUCAACAUUUAAAUAUUAAAGAAAUUUACAAAUGCCGCAGUUGCCCACUACAAGAAACAUACAAGAAACGGAUGAAAGAAAACAAAAAAAAACAAUAAUUAUAAUAAAAAAAAAGUAAUUUAUAUAAGUAUUUAAAUUUAACAAUAAAUCAAAACUUGUCGCAUACAAAUUCAGAGCUCAUCGUACACCCCCUCGCCCCGCUUCCUUCAACAAGAAAAAAACACCGCCUGCCGCUUGAUCGGCAAGCGUUCUCUCUCUCUCUCUCACACACACACACAUACACAGACAGACACCCACAUCUCUAACUCCCUCACACACACACACUCAUGGAGCAUUAGACGCAGCCGUCGACUAAGCAAAAAGAAUGAAAAGAAAAAAAAACAAAACAACAACAACACACACUCAUUUGAAACAGUACGAAAUUUUUGUGGUCGUAAUUGUAAUAAUAUAAUUUAUAAUUUAUGUGUACGACGUUUUUUUUAAUACUAUAUAUAUAUAUAAUACUGAAUUUUUUAUAAUUUA
Molecule: messenger RNA, 3597 nt
Organism: Drosophila nasuta
Lineage: Eukaryota; Metazoa; Arthropoda; Insecta; Diptera; Drosophilidae
Gene: Amun
Product: protein amun
Exons: 3
Coding region: 475-2100 (541 amino acids)
Source: RefSeq, a predicted model, not a curated record